Messenger RNA from Hipposideros armiger (great roundleaf bat), 3855 nucleotides. RefSeq names its product TIR domain containing adaptor protein (gene TIRAP). Gene Ontology annotation, molecular function: Toll-like receptor 2 binding; Toll-like receptor 4 binding. Gene Ontology annotation, biological process: toll-like receptor 4 signaling pathway; positive regulation of chemokine (C-X-C motif) ligand 2 production; positive regulation of tumor necrosis factor production. Gene Ontology annotation, cellular component: cytoplasm; plasma membrane. The coding region runs from base 1532 to 2218 and encodes 228 amino acids. Lineage: Eukaryota; Metazoa; Chordata; Mammalia; Chiroptera; Hipposideridae. The transcript is spliced from 7 exons. The record is from RefSeq and is a predicted model, not a curated record.
GGAGGGUAGAAGAGUAGAGGGCCAAGGGGGGAGACGGGAGGGACCCCCACCACCUUUAAGGGAUGAAUCAAAGAGGAUGCUGGAGAGGUGGCCAAAGGCAGGAGAAAAGCCAGGAGUUGAGGGGUCAGGAGCCUAGGAGGAAUGGUCAACGGUAUAAAUGCAUGUGGGGAAUGGAUGCAGCGCAAGUAGACCAGGGGGACCUCGGGGAGCUGCUCCAGGAGGAAGUGCACCUUAGUGAGGUCUGAGGUGUGGGCAGCUGUUCAGAAGGGAGAAGUAAAUGUGAGUAGAGACAGCUAGUAAAAUGCCCCGGCACCCAAAAUGGUCUUUGGGGAGAAUGAAGCAAGACAGCUGGAGGUGGGCCUCACUGACGAUCAGAGCUUUAUUCAGGCUUCUAGGACACUAAUCGUUGCAUCCGGGUGUCCUUAUUAAACAGCGAGGGACGGGACCAAGCCUUCUUCCCCUUUGCGCCAACACCGAGCUACCGCAGUGCUCAGCCAGUGUUUACCUGGGUACCUCUCUGCUCCGCCUGGAGCCCGGAGGUGGGCCCCUGGCCUCAGGGAAUCUUCAGUCUAACGUUAGGGCUAAGCCGCGACAGCACAAGCUCGGAGUAGCACCCGGUACUGCGAGGAUUUGCGGGAGGAGGUGGGAAGGGAGGGUUAAGAAAGGUUUUCCUGAUCCUUGCCAGAAGCGGGCUGUUGAGAGCAGACCGGGGAAAUGGAGAACACUCUGGGCGGAGGGGACAACAGGGCCCAGGCGUAGAGCUGGAAGAGCGGAGAGACUCUCCUCCCAAGGCUGUGGGUGUUCCUGGUGGGGCAAGGGCUCAUCUGCAAGUUUCUGCCCAGGUGCCCGCGAGCCCACUUGAGGGCACGAGCCCCUUUCCGCGGCCGGGGAGGCGGGGCUGGCCUAGCCCCGGGCUACACCCCUCCCGCACCUCCCGGAGCUGCUGGGCCGAGCUCAGGAGGAGGCGGGGCGCGGCGCGGGCGCUUCCGGGGAGGGGGCAGUGCUCGGGCCGGCGCCACACUUCCCCUCGGCUAGGGCGGUUGGCCCCACGCCCUAGUCCGCACCACACGGUCAGCACCGCAGCCCGACCUGGUCCCUGCGCAGGGGAUUGGUUUGAACUCUCCAGAUCCUGCAAAGAGUGAGAAAGCAGUCCUCGUCAGUUGCUCUACAGAUCUAGAUCCAAGCUCUCCACCAGCCCUUCAUCUGCAGCUCUGUGUUGGAUCAGGCCAGGCUCUGCUCCACAGCAUGUCCCCCCAGAAACGGAAGCUGAAAGAGCCUCUACCAUCAGGGACAUCCUGGUCAUUGUGGUGGGAAGAGAACAUGCACCUACACAGGAAGUCUCUGUAAAGAGCUGCCUGCCAGCUGCCCUUCCCCAGAUCCCAGAUGCACUCCAGGUAGAGCAGAGAGCAGUCACUCUACUGGUCAUGCUGAGCUCAUAUUCUGAUGGCUGUUCCAUGAGAUCAAUACUGAGUCCCCUCCCUCCUGCUUUACCAAUGCCUGGUCUCAUGGGGUUAGUUGUGAACCCAACACUAUGGCAUCAUCCUCCUCCUUUCCAGCUCCUGGCUCCCGGUCCAGGAAGCCUCUGGGCAAGAUGGCUGACUGGCUCAGGCAGGCCCUAUCGAAGAAGCCCAAGGAGAUGCCUGUGUCCCAGGAAAGCACCUCCAGUGACGCUCCACAGACGAGAUCGCAGGACAGCUCCCCACCCCCGGGCCUCAGCUUGGCCACAUCGGUGGUGUCUCCCGACCUGCCACCUGCACACGAGGCCGCCUCCAGCAGCAGCAGCAGCAGUGGCCGCUGGAGCAGGGACUACGACGUGUGCGUGUGCCACAGCGAGGAGGACCUGGCGGCCGCGCAGGAGCUGGUCGCCUACCUGGAGGACAGCUCCGUGGGCCUGCGCUGCUUCCUGCAGCUGCGCGAUGCGGCCCCGGGUGGCGCCAUCGUGUCCGAGCUGUGCCGGGCACUGGACAGCAGCCACUGCCGCGUGCUGCUCAUCACGCCUGGCUUCCUGCGCGACCCGUGGUGCCGGUACCAAAUGCUGCAGGCCCUGAGCCAGGCCCCGGGUGCAGAGGGCCGCAUCAUCCCCCUGCUUGCGGGCCUGGCCAGGGCUGCCUAUCCCGCGGAGCUACGCUUCAUGUACUUCGUGGAUGGCCAGGGCCCCGAACGUGGCUUCCGCCAAGUCAAAGAGGCCGUCCUGCGCUAUUUGCAGACCCUCAGGUGAUACGUCUUACAUCACCAUGGGACCCAGAAAGUAGGCACAAAGCUGGAAAUCAAGUUAGAGAGCCCAGGGCCUUGGGUCCAGCAAGUAUAACGAUGCCUGAGGAGCCAGAGUUGGCAGCACAUUGUAUGUGAUCCUGGGAUCAGAUUGCCCAGCAGGGCUCCCUUCCUGUGGGCUCCCUAUGAAGGUCCUGGGGACUCCCCCAGGGAGUUUAUGGAGAAGUUGGGACUCCCCCAGGAAGGCCAAAAUGGAGCUGGGGACUCCCCCAGGAAGGACAAAAGGAAGCCGGGGACUCCCCAGGAAGGCCAUGAGGAAGCCAGAAACUGGAGGUAGUAGUAGAAGAAGGUGCCCAUACCAAGAUGACCACCAGUGUUUCACCUCCUGCCUAAUUGGACAUGAGUUUGGCACAUCCCCAUGUCUUCUUCUCCCGGGGUUGCACACUGGUGUAGAGAUGCAUUCCACCUGAAGAGAUGACUCACCCGAUGAAUGAACUAGAAGCCUAGAGCACAUGCCUCAGCAUCGAUGGUUUUACCAGUUUCCUGGGAAAGCCCUGGAACAGACGUCAGGAGAAAGCCACAGGUAUCGAUUUCUUCACAGUCACACUGCUGCUCUUCUUUCCUCAUUGUUCACUGGAGAAAUCUACAUGAAAGAUGCACUCAGCACCGAACUGUAUUUAUUUUUACUGCAUGCAUGUCAUUAAAGACCAAACCUAGAAGCCAUUCUGAAUAGACAGAAGAAGGCAGGGAGCAGGUGGGAUGAUGAGAAGGAAGGCUCAGACCUUUUUCCUGGGACCAAAAGCCUGCUCACAGAUGUUUUGACAUCAUCAAAACACAUUAGGGGUCUGGCUAGAACUCACGCUAUACAGUAGCUUCUUCACCUCUGCACUGAGAGGAACCAGCACUUUUCUUCUGGCAGAUGAUGGUGUACCUUGUAAGAGAGGCAAGGUUUCAUUCAUCUGUUCUCAAUAAGUUUGUUGUUGAACCGAAAUGAAUUUCUUGUUCUCCCAAUAUGUAUUUUCCUGCCUCUUCUCUCACUUCCCCCUUCCAUGGUCCCUCCCUUUCCUGAAAACAAUUUAUACAUAUAUAUUUUUUAACUGAGAUACAUUGGCAUAUAACAUUAUAUUAUUUCAGGUAUAUGAGUCGGUAUUUGUAUAUAUUGUGACAAAAUGUUAUAUUUUUAAUUAUGAAUUAUUACAAAGGAUGAAAGCAUAUUAUAAUGUACACUCAUGUAUCUACCACCUAGCUUAAGAAGCAAAACCUUACAAUUGCUAGGGUGCACCGUUUGUGCCCUUAAUUAUUCUCCUACUUCCUCAUACCAGAAAUAACCACUACUCUGAAUUUUGAAUUUAUCAUUCUUAGCUUUUGUUUAGAAAUUUAUUACAUCUGUAUGUAUCCUUGACAACAUAUUUACUUUUACAUGGUUUUAUACUUUACAUAAAAAUGUUAUGUUUGUGUUCUGAAAAUUCCUUUUUUUUGUUUAUCAUGUGUUGUAAGAUUUAUCGAUUAUUGAGGCAUGUAACUUCAGUAAAUUCACUUACAUUCCAUUAUGUAAAUAUACCACUAUGUAGUCAUACAUUUUUCUACAAGUGGACAUUUAGUUGUUUCCAGUAUCUUUGCUAUUAAAAACAAUGAGCCUGUGAA